GCGACUCGCGUCAGUCGCAUCGUUAAAUUCGUUCACUUCGUAUCUUGGUCUCGUCGUCGUCUUUUUUGAUAAAACUUCUAUUUGGUAUUUUGCGUCUUGGUGAAGAUAAUGAAUAAUGGCUCUAUCAAAGAAAAGUUAUGUAAGGAGAUAUAGAAACGAGUGGGAAAGUGAUCCAGUAUUUAAAGCUCUGAGUAAGAGGAAUCUAUAAUACCUGGAAUCAACGAUACAAACGAAAUCGACGUCAUGGUGGCUGACAGUUUGCAUUGGUGACGAUACAAAAGCAUGGUGCAAGGCCUGUCGCUGUACGUUAUUCUCCCACAAGAAGGAUUUGUUAUUACAUUCCAAAACAAAAAAACAUGAUCAAUCUAUAAAACGAUCUAAUAUCGUCGGGCAGUCAAGUAAAAUGUCUAAUUUUUUUGAAAAGCCCAUAACAGAGCCACGAAAAAUUGCCGAAUUAAAAAUUGCCGCAUAUGUUGCUGAGCAUUCCAGUAUCAAAGCUGUGGACCAUCUAGGAGUACUAAUAAAAAAAUUGGAUCCAGCUUCUUCAGUUUUGGAAGGUCUGAAGUUACACAGAUCAAAAUGCACUGCUUUGAUUAAAAAUGUUAUUUCUCCUUGUUUCUUGGAAGAAUUGUUGGAAGAAGUUGGAGACAGCCAUUAUUCAGUGAUCAUCGAUGAAACUACUACCAUUGACACUAAGAAAGUAAUGUGUAUGAUUAUCCGAUUUUUCAGUGAAAAACAGAAAAGAAUUAUUACUCAGUUCUACAGAUUGAUAGAAAUAGAAUCUGCAGAUGCAACUUCCUUGGCUGAUGUGUUCAAAGCACAGCUAACUGCUGAUGGUCUCAACACAGACAAACUUCUGGGCAUAGGUGUGGAUGGUGCUAAUGUCAUGGUUGGUGAACACCAUUCUUUUUCUUCUAUUUUGAAGGAAGGAAACCCUGAACUGGUAACCAUAAAGUGCGUUUGUCAUUCAUUGCAUUUAGCAGCUGAAUAUGCAUUUAAGACCCUUCCUCGGUUUUUGGAUUUUCUUAUUAAAGAAUGUCACAACUGGUUUUCCAAUAGUACAAAGAGACAGAUUGAUUACAAGCAAACAUACAUGUUACUGUAUGAAGGAAAAUCUCCAUUAAAAAUAAACAAAUUAGCUGGCACUAGAUGGUUAUCGAGGUACGAAGCUCUCAUAAAAAUUUUAAAGCAAUGGGAUGGAUUAAAAUUACAUUUCGAGAUGGCUGCGUCCAGAGAACGCUGUUAUACUGCUGAACAAUUAAACAGUAUGCUCAAAAGUAAGACAAAUUUGUUAUACAUGACUUUUCUUGGAACUUAUCUCAAACCUAUCACCAUGACAAAUAAAAUAUUUCAAGCCACUAAUGCAGACCCUUUAAAGUUGCUAGAAGAACUUCAUAACUUAUUGUUGACCUACUUAACAGUUUUAAUACCUCCAGCACAGCUAGAAAAGGCAGACAAAUAUAGAUUAUCUAACUAUGAUUUCGAAAACUACAUCAUGGACUCGUCGUUCAUGAAUUUUGGAUAUGCAUUUAAUGAAAAGUCUGUGGGUAUAAGAGACCAUGAAUUAAAAGACGUGAAGCAACGAUGCAAAGAAUUUCUUAUAGAAAUAUGUAAACAAAUUCAGAGGAGACUCCCAAAUAACAUGAAAACUUUAGAAAAUUGCAAUAUACUAAGCCCGAAGAAUGCAACAUCACAAAUAAAACCGGAUAUUACCAAUUUAGCUAAAUCUUUUAAGAGCAUAUGUAAUGAUGUUGAUUCUGUUGUGCAAGAGUGGAAUGCUUUGCAUCGUUCAGUCUGGAAAUCCACACAAGACACCGAAGAGUUCUGGGUUGAAGUGUAUAAUUUUAAAAAUGCUGUUGGUGACAGGUCAUUUGGUCACGUAAGCAAAUUGGCGUUGGGGAUUAUGUCUUUGCCCUUCUCCAAUGCAGUUGUGGAACGAGCCUUCUCCCAAGUGUCCAUAAUAAAAGACAAACUUAGAAACAGAAUGGCCAUCCACACUGCCGAAUCCAUCUUAAGAAUUAGGUACACGUUGGUGGAUGGAUGUGUUAACUUUCAGCCUAAUAAAAAAAUGUUAAAAAAUUUUAAUACAGAAAAAAUGUACGCCGGUAGUUCGGGUACUGCUGACGAAGCGUCUGAAGAUGAUGAUUCAGCUAAUGAUGAUUCAGCGGUAAUGGAGGCUAUCGCUGAAAUAAUGUAA
This is a messenger RNA of Pieris rapae (cabbage white), 2197 nucleotides long. RefSeq lists its product as uncharacterized. Lineage: Eukaryota; Metazoa; Arthropoda; Insecta; Lepidoptera; Pieridae. Bases 404 to 2197 code for a protein of 597 amino acids. The record is from RefSeq and is a predicted model, not a curated record. Gene Ontology annotation, molecular function: protein dimerization activity. The transcript is spliced from 3 exons.